Messenger RNA from Capsella rubella, 1014 nucleotides. RefSeq names its product probable glutathione peroxidase 5. Lineage: Eukaryota; Viridiplantae; Streptophyta; Magnoliopsida; Brassicales; Brassicaceae. Gene Ontology annotation, biological process: response to oxidative stress. Gene Ontology annotation, molecular function: glutathione peroxidase activity. The coding region runs from base 226 to 756 and encodes 176 amino acids. The record is from RefSeq and is a predicted model, not a curated record. The transcript has 6 exons.
AUGAAAGAGACACAGGAAGGUUCCUCUUAAUUAAAAUAAAAUAGCAAACAGGUUGGAUACAGGAAGAAAAAAACAAACAAACAAAAGGUGCGUGACUUGUAAUAACAGCUCAUAUAAUGAAGGAGUGGGAUUUUACAGGGAAGGGUUAAACGAAUGAACUGAAUUGAAUGAAAAAAAGUAUAAUCGAUCAAUUCAUCCCUCAUCUUGUGCAAAGAUACGAGAUAGAUGGGUGCUUCUCUAUCAUCAUCGUCGUCGUCAGUGUCCGAGAAAUCCAUCCAUCAAUUCACCGUCAAGGAUAGCUCUGGCAAGGACGCUGACCUAAGCGUGUAUGAAGGGAAAGUGCUUCUCGUCGUCAAUGUGGCUUCUAAAUGCGGACUCACCGAAUCCAAUUACACCCAGCUCACGGAACUUUACCGGAAAUAUAAAGAUCAAGGGUUCGUGAUCUUGGCGUUUCCUUGCAAUCAGUUUCUAUACCAAGAGCCUGGCACCAGCCAAGAGGCUCAUCAAUUUGCUUGUACUAGGUUUAAGGCCGAAUACCCUGUUUUCCAAAAGGUGCGUGUUAAUGGACAAAACGCAGCACCGAUCUACAAAUUCCUGAAAUCCAAGAAACCCACUUUUCUUGGAUCUCGGAUCAAAUGGAACUUCACCAAGUUCUUGGUCGCCAAAGAUGGUCAAGUCAUUGAUCGUUAUGGCCCAACUGUUUCACCUCUCUCCAUCCAGAAUGACAUCGAGAAAGCCCUUGCACAAGAAUUAUGAACCUUUGAACACACAAGAGGCUUUUGGACUGCUUUGGAAGAAGACCUUUAUCUCUCUAGGGAUGCAUAAAAGUUUUCGCAUUUCAAUAUUGGCCUAGGGGACCUUCCUUCUUCUGGGCAUAGUAUUCAUCUUUUGUGUAAAUGACUCAUCUCUUAUGUAGAAAUUUGUUCAAAGCUGUCUCCAGUAAAUAUAUCAGGACGUACAAAUAUGUAAACCACCCAACAGAUAAACAAGAUUAUAUGCAAGUGUUAAAGAUAA